Rubroshorea leprosula is the source of this 885-nucleotide messenger RNA. The record is from the annotation of a GenBank genome assembly. NCBI's taxonomy places the organism in Eukaryota, Viridiplantae, Streptophyta, Magnoliopsida, Malvales, Dipterocarpaceae.
AAAGUAAUUCAGUACAAACUGCCUAUGUGGAGCUACUUGUUACGGUACGCGAGUUUGGGGGCCAAAGUCAAAGGCAUCAUGGCAUGGAACUGCAGCAACGGGCACACAGGGGGAGUGUGUAACGUCCAGGGGGCAUGCCAUGCAGCGUCGCACAGUGUAAGCACAAGCCUAGGCGCAAGCGCAAGUGUGGACGUGGGCAUGCAGGACACAGGUGUCGGUAUCGUGGCAUGGGGUUACGAUUACAACACUUAUGCAUCUAAGGGCAUAGGCGCAAGGUGGAACGCUCAAGAGGUAGCGGGCCUUGCCAGUGGAGGCCUCGAGACACGGGUCCACACACGAGCGACUUGGCUUGAGGCACUGGCGCGCAUGGGAGCAGCCAAGAGCAUCCACAGAGCGUGCAAUGCCAGCAGCGGAAAAAGUGUCGACACGCAAGAAAUACACGGGGUUAUGGUGUCGACAUGUUUGCAGCGGACUGGAAUGGUCCAGAACUCUCUAGAAGUUGCUAGGCGCGCGGGAACAAUUCUAGACAAGGGUCUGGAAGGGCUUAAUGGGCUAAGCCCGACCUGGGAAACUCCUGGGGCCUUGUACAUAAUUCUAGAAUGGGUUGUUCUAGAAUAAUGUAAGACUAGACUAGGAGGGAGAGUAGAGAAGGUUAUGGAAACUGUACAUAUGAGGGAAUUUUGUGGAGUGUUCUAGAGACUCACCUGCAGAGGGACUUGGGCCAGACCUCCUCUAUAAAUAGGGAGGCCAAAUAGAAGAGAGAGUUAGUUGGCUGAGAGAGUGGGUUGGAAAAAGAGUGAGCUGCUUGGUGAGUGAGUGCAAAGAGGGUUUAUACUCAAGCUCUUGUACACUUCCUUGUGAUCUUAAUAAAUUUUCUUCUUCUCC